Messenger RNA from Balearica regulorum gibbericeps (East African grey crowned-crane), 956 nucleotides. The record is from RefSeq and is a predicted model, not a curated record. NCBI's taxonomy places the organism in Eukaryota, Metazoa, Chordata, Aves, Gruiformes, Gruidae.
GCCCUGGUGACUGCACAGAUGAACCCUGUGAUGCCUUUGUGGUGGAAGAGACUGAGAAAGGCUUCCAGUGCAGAGCCGAGGUUCCCAGCCCCUUAUACAAGUACAUCAUUGGGAAGAAAGGGGAAACCAAGAAGAGACUAGAAACAGAGACUCGAACCUCCAUCAGCAUUCCCAAGCCUGGAGUGGAAGGAGAAAUUGUGAUUACAGGGCAGCAUCGCAGCAGUGUCAUCUCCGCCCGAACGCGGAUCGACGUUCUUCUGGACAGCUUCCGUAAGAAGCAGCCCUUCACACACUUCCUGUCCUUUGCUCUCAACCAGCCCGCCAUCCAGGAGAAGUUCCUGCAGUUCAAGGAGGAAGUGUUGGAGAAAUGCUCAAAGGAUCACGGGGUCAGCAGCAGCCUGUUCCAGAACCCUGCAAAGCUUCACCUGACUCUUGGGACGCUGGUACUUCUGAACGAGCAAGAGAUCCGGAAAGCGUGUGACCUCUUACAGCGAUGCAAAGAGGACUUUGUGGACCAAAUAGCUGGAGGCAAGCCCCUGACCGUGGAGGUGGCAGGAGUGGAGUAUAUGAACGAUGACCCUGCCAUGACGGACGUCCUUUACGCCAAAGUCCACAUGAAGGAUGGCUCAGACAAGUUGCAGGUGAUCGCUGAUCAACUGGUGGAAAGGUUCGUGGCCUCCGGCCUGAUGCUUAAAGAAUGGGAUAGAGUGAAACUGCAUGCUACAGUCAUGAACACUCUCUUCAGGAAAGAUCCAAGCGCUGAAGAGCAAAACAACGCGAUGACUGGUAAAUCAUCUUUCAAGGAACGGGAGUCAUUUAAUGGCCGAAAUAUCCUCAAGCUCUUCGAGAACUUCUACUUCGGAGAGGCGCAGCUGGACUCGGUGCGUCUUUCCCAGAGGUUCUCCUCGGAUGCCACUGGCUACUACGCGACAUCUGGGCAGCUGACCUUCUCCUGA